This is a messenger RNA of Leptidea sinapis, 3753 nucleotides long. It is a transcript of the gene LeuRS, whose product is annotated as leucine--tRNA ligase, cytoplasmic. Gene Ontology annotation, molecular function: leucine-tRNA ligase activity; aminoacyl-tRNA deacylase activity; ATP binding. Gene Ontology annotation, biological process: leucyl-tRNA aminoacylation. The record is from RefSeq and is a predicted model, not a curated record. The transcript is spliced from 13 exons. Bases 168 to 3686 code for a protein of 1172 amino acids. NCBI's taxonomy places the organism in Eukaryota, Metazoa, Arthropoda, Insecta, Lepidoptera, Pieridae.
AAUUGUAUUUUGCAAACGCAAAGUAAAGCGUGGAGUCACAGUACUUAGUAUAGACUUGUAUAUUUAUGAAUGUUCAAUGGUAUCUAUUUAACAUUAAACAUAUAUAAUUAAAGUUUAGUAACUGGAUUCACAAUCACAAUUUAUUUUAAUUAAAAGUCCUCAUAAAUAUGACGACGUUAGACCGGAAGGGCACGUUUAAGGUGGAAUAUUUACAAGAAAUUGAGAAAAAAGUCCAGGAGCGAUGGGAAAAAGAAAAUAUAUUUGAAGCAGAUAUACCCGAUGAUGUAAAUCAAGAAAAAUUUCUAUGUACAUUCCCAUAUCCAUACAUGAAUGGACGACUACAUCUUGGGCAUACAUUCUCGCUGUCCAAAUGUGAGUUUGCUGCAAGGUACAACCGCUUAAAAGGCAAAGCAGUACUCUUUCCAUUUGGUUUCCAUUGCACUGGCAUGCCAAUAAAAGCAUGUGCAGAUAAAUUAAAAAGAGAAAUGGCUUUGUAUGGAUGUCCCCCUGUCUUUCCUGAUCAUGAGGAAGAGUUCGUUAAAGAGGAAGAUACAGUCCCCAAAGAUAAGAGCAAGGGAAAAAAAAGCAAAGCUGUAGCUAAGACUGGCACUGCAAAGUAUCAAUGGCAAAUCAUGCAAGCUCUUGGCAUCCCAGAAGAUGAAAUAAAGAAGUUUGCAGAUGAAGUGUACUGGCUUGACUACUUUCCACCUAGAGCUGUUGCCGACUUAAAGAGGAUGGGAAUUCAUGUGGACUGGAGACGAAAAUUCAUUACAACAGAUGUCAAUCCGUUCUACGAUUCAUUUGUAAGAUGGCAAUUUAAUCAUCUCAAGAAUCGUAAUAAAAUUAUGUAUGGCAAACGCUACACUAUCUACUCUCCAUUAGAUAAACAGCCAUGCAUGGACCAUGACAGAAGCAGCGGUGAAGGGGCUGGACCUCAAGAGUACACACUUAUUAUGAUGCAAGUUUUGGAACCCCUACCAGAACCACUUAAAUGUUUUAGCACAAAGAAAGUCAGCUAUGUAACUGCAACUCUACGGCCAGAGACAAUGUAUGGCCAAACCAACUGUUGGGUCCACCCAGAUAUCAAAUACAUUGCUUUUGAAACUCUCAAAAAUGGUAUAUUUAUAUGUACAAAGAGAGCAGCAAGAAAUAUGUCCUACCAGGGAUUUACUGAAAAUGAUGGUGAAUUUAAAAUCCUCAAAGAAAUAGUAGGGCAAGACUUGUUAGGUGUUGCUUUAAAAGCACCAUUUACGAGCUAUUCAAAAAUUUAUGCUCUUCCAAUGCUUACUAUAAAAGAAGAUAAAGGUACUGGUAUAGUAUCAAGUGUUCCAUCUGAUUCGCCUGAUGAUUAUGCAGCUCUGGUAGACCUGCAAAAGAAGGCUCCUUUCAGAGAAAAGUAUGGAAUUAAGGAUGAAAUGGUUCUCCCAUUUAAACCUAUUCCAGUUCUAGAGAUUCCCGAGUAUGGUAACAUGUCAGCCGUUCAUGUUUAUGAGAAAUUAAAAAUCCAGAGUCAAAAUGAUAGAGAAAAGUUGAACCAAGCCAAAGAUAUGGUUUAUUUGAAAGGUUUUUAUGAUGGAGUAUUAUUGGUGGGAGAUUAUAAAGGAAAAAAAAUUCAGGAUGUUAAGAAAAAUAUUCAAAAUCAGUUGGUGGCAGAAAAUUGUGCUGUAAUCUACUAUGAGCCUGAAAAGACUAUUAUUUCAAGAUCUGGUGAUGAGUGUGUAGUUGCACUUUGUAACCAAUGGUAUAUCGAUUAUGGUAAUGCAGAAUGGAAAGUCCAGGCAGAGAAAGCAUUAGCUGCAAUGAAUACAUUCCAUGAUGAGGUGCGAAAGAAUCUCUCUGGGACUAUUAAGUGGCUGCAUGAGUAUGCAUGCUCCAGGACAUAUGGGCUUGGUACCAGGCUUCCAUGGGACACGCAGUGGUUGAUUGAAUCUCUCUCAGACUCUACAAUAUACAACGCCUACUACACAGUCUCUCAUUUCCUGCAAGGAAACACGUUUAGAGGAAACGUUGAGAAUUCUCUCAAAAUAAAGCCAGAACAGAUGACUAUAGAUGUCUGGGACUAUAUUUUUUUCAAAGAUGCACCAUUCCCUAAAGACUCGAAAAUUGCAAAAGGUUCACUGGAUCUCAUGAAGAAAUCAUUUAAUUAUUGGUACCCUGUUGAUAUGCGGACCUCUGGGAAGGAUCUCAUUCAAAACCAUCUUUCAUACUACAUAUUCAAUCACUGUGCAAUCUGGCCGAAUGAAGAGAACAAAUGGCCCAAAGGUAUCCGGGCCAACGGGCAUCUUAUGCUGAACUCUGCCAAGAUGUCCAAGUCCGAAGGGAACUUCUUAACCCUGUCUGAGUCCUUGGACAAAUUCAGCGCGGACGGUAUGAGGCUGACCCUGGCUGAUGCCGGGGAUUCGAUAGAAGAUGCCAACUUUGUCGAGAGCACGGCUGACGCGGCCAUCUUGAGGCUCUACACUUUUCUAGAGUGGGUUAAAGAAAUUAUCAACACUAGAACUACGUUACGCAAUGGUGCUUACAACUUCCAUGACAAGGUGUUCAUAAGUGAGAUGAACAUGAAGAUUCGACAAACAGAUGAAAAUUAUAACAAAGUGCUGUUCAAAGAAGCCCUAAAAAGUGGUUUCUUUGAACUUCAAGCGGCGAGAGAUAAAUACAGGGAACUGUGUUCAGAAAGCGGCUUGCACAUAGACAUUGUGACUCGAUACAUAGAGACCCAGGCGGUGCUCCUGUCGCCCAUCUGUCCCCACGUCGCAGAACAUGUGUGGACGAUGUUGGGCCACAAAGACAGCAUAGUGCGAGCUAGAUGGCCUGUCGCCGGUGAGGUGGACCUCACGGCCGUGAAGGCCAGCGACUAUCUGAUGGAGGCGGCGCACUCGUUCCGCAUCUACCUGAAGAACCACUGCGCCGCCAGGAAGAGCAAGAAGGGCGAGAGCAGACCGGAGCAGCUCAGACCGAACCGCGCAGUUCUGUGGGUGGCCAAGCAAUACCCUCGCUGGCAGCACAUCAUACUGAGCACCCUCAGUGACUUGAACGGGGCAGACGGAUUGCCCGACAACAAGAGCAUCUCCGUGAAGUUGUCUGCGGUGAGCGAGCUGAAGAAGUACAACAAGCGAGUGAUGCCGUUCGUACAACUGGCCAGAGACAACCUGCAGCGGCUCGGAGUUGACGCGCUCUCGCUGUCGCUGCCCUUCGACGAGGCCGCGCUGCUGCGGGACAACGCGCGCUACCUGUGCGACACGCUGCAGUUGGACUCACUCGAGGUGAAGUACACGGACGAUCCCGAAACUCCAGAGAAGACUCGCGAGGACUGCGCUCCCGGACAGCCACACGUCAACUUCAUCUCCGACCCUGGCCUCCUCCUGUCCUUCGUCAACCCUCAACCUUCCAGCGGUCUCUUCACCACCGCCGUCACGGUGUUGAAUGGGGACACCGUUUAUAAAGUAAAGGCCAAAAUAGCAAGAGAAGUGAAAGCAAUCCAAGAUUUAAGCCUGUUAAAGUUAUGGCGGUAUUCAGACCCCGUGCUGGGGCCCCGUCGGAUCCCAGCGGGAGACUUCGACACCAAGUGUGUGGCCCUGGACGAUAGUGCCGUACUUACAGUGAACGUGGAUCCCGCCAGGGUAGGACUGCUCGUCUCCGGAACUAACGUGGAUAUCGGACUCCAGUUCCUAUACACUUAUAAAUAAAUAUUUUGUAAUAUAAUAAUAAUAAAUCUCUUUAUUAUUUAUAAAUAAAAUAUUACUUAUUUAUUAA